Molecule: messenger RNA, 2085 nt
Organism: Rhizopus microsporus ATCC 52813
Lineage: Eukaryota; Fungi; Mucoromycota; Mucoromycetes; Mucorales; Rhizopodaceae
Product: Prefoldin-domain-containing protein
Exons: 4
Coding region: 6-1781 (591 amino acids)
Biological process (GO): negative regulation of phosphatase activity; negative regulation of transcription by RNA polymerase II
Molecular function (GO): phosphatase inhibitor activity; transcription corepressor activity; chromatin binding
Source: RefSeq, a predicted model, not a curated record
ACAAAAUGACAGAUCAAAUAAGUUUAUUUAACAAUCGACUCUCUCAACAACUUGCAAGCUUACAAGAAGAAUAUCAGCGUUGGAAUAAUUAUAAAACAGAUUAUGACGCACUUGAAUCACUCUUGAAGACAUUACCAGAUAAUACAACAAAAAGUGCAAUGAUACCUUUAGGGAAAAUGGCGUUUAUGCCCGGAAAACUUGUACAUACAAACGAAAUACUCGUUCUUUUGGGUGAUAAAUAUUAUGCAGAACGUUCAGCCAAACAAGCGAUUGAUAUCUUGAGUCGACGUAGAGAAUAUGUUCAGGAAAAUCUUAAUCUAGUAGAAGCACAAUUGAACAGCCUCAAAGCAAAAUCCAAUUCAAUAUUGGAAUCAGGCAUCUUGGCAGAAAAUCAAUUUAAUGAAGAAGGGUUACCCAUUAUGGAAAUCAGAGAGGAAUGGCCAGAAGACGUGAAAGAAGAGAAAGAAAAGCGAAAAGGAGCUCUAGUGAAAGUAUCAUCGACAGAAUUACCACCUUCUGUUCAACGAGCUCGUGAUAUGAUGAAUCAGAGUGUAAAAGAGAAAUCAACAGAUGAAAAUAAAGCACUAUUUGACAUGUUGGAUGAAUUGGAAGGGGAAGAGGAGGGAGAACAUGAAGAAGAACAUGUAGAUAGUAAAGGAAAACCUUGGUUAAAGAAACUGAAUGAGGAAAGUGAUCAGGAAGAGGAGAAUGAGGAAAAUGAUGAUGAUCGAUAUGAUAUGGAGAUAUCAGAAAGCAUUUUUGACAGAUUGAACGAGGAAAAUGAUGAAGAAUAUCCAUUAGAUGGUAUUGUGGAUCAAGAUGAUUUUACUUAUUAUGAUCAGGAAACAGUCGAGGACGAUACGUAUGAAAGAAGUACACCCAAGUUGAUUACAAAGCCAAAGAAUAAAAAGAGUGAAGAAAAGAAACCAGAAAACAAAACUCAACCUAUGCAAGAAUAUGUAGCAGAGACAACACAGGGUGAUUUGGCGAUAGCGCCUAAACAGCUAAAGGAUGAAGAAGAAAAACCAAAGAAUGAAAAGAAAAAAAUGAGCAAAUUCAAAUUAAUGAAGCAGCAGGAGCAAAGUAAAGGAAAGACAAAGGAAGAAGCUUGGAUAAAGAAUGUGCCAACAGAAAAAACACCAGAAGAGCAGACGUCAAAAGAUAAACCCAAGAAAGUGUCAAAGUUUAAAUCAAUGAAACAGCAAGAGCGUGGUGAAGAAAAGGAAGAGAAACCCAAAAAGGUAUCUUGGGGCGCAAAUACCACAGUGAUCGAACACGAAAAUCAUGAUGCUCCAUCUGUGAUAUCACAAACUAGCAGCUACUCAGAACCUGUAAAAAAUGAAAAAGACGCUACGAAAAUGAUCCGAUCACCAGCUGAUAUCUUUAAAGUCAUACGUCAAACACAAGAAGAUGGUUAUCCGUCAUUGGACGAUGACGAUAACGGACAAGAAGGAACGUCUGACCCAAUAGACUUGAACGAACUCAUCGAAGCUGCUCGAGAGAAGCGAGAGCCUUAUUAUAGAACAACAGACACGACAAUGAUACAUAUACCUAGACAAAUAAAUCACAGUGAUGAUGACGAUGAAGAAGAAGAAGAAGAAGAACAAGGUAGUAUCAUUGUAGCUAAUAAGAAUAAACUGGACAACAAGAUUAUGAAGGGAUCUGUCAUGGAAAGAGACACUGCGCCUGUAGAUAUGGAAAAGUUGGAAGAUGAUAUGGAUCUACGAGAGGUAUUUCUAUUGGCUUAUUGUGAUUUACAACUAACUUUCUCUCUCUCCUAGAUCACAUCUAAAUAUCAUCAAAAGCGACAACAGCUAUUGGCAGCAACAGGUGGCUUUUCGUUUGAACCAAAGCCUGAGAUAGAAGUCUUUGAAGAAGAGCUACCAUUGCCAAGAGAAGAGAAAGAAGAAGAAGAGCAGGUUGUGCCGAAGAAGAUGUCAAGAUUUAAAGCAGCAAGGCUUGGCUUAGUGAAAGAAGAGCAUCAUUAUUAAUAUUCCAUUCUAUUGUUUAUUCUUUAUGCAUUUUAUUAAAAUGGUUAAUUGGAUGAAAUGUCAUUGUUGCUAUUACUAUUACUAUUACUAUUAU